Messenger RNA from Lytechinus pictus (painted urchin), 5733 nucleotides. Its product is annotated as leucine repeat adapter protein 25-like. The coding region runs from base 754 to 1209 and encodes 151 amino acids. The transcript has 2 exons. Lineage: Eukaryota; Metazoa; Echinodermata; Echinoidea; Temnopleuroida; Toxopneustidae. The record is from RefSeq and is a predicted model, not a curated record.
ACGUACCCGGUAGACGAGAGAUUUGGAUGCAGUCACAUCAUCGGUAUGUUACAAAUUUAUGCGAGAAGCAGCGAGAGUGACCUACUAUUGAGAACCGUGUGUUUAUAAUAGAGACACAAUUGCGUCAUACCUGUAUCAUGCUGUAUUUCGCUUCAUUUCAAGAUUUAUACACCUUAAUUUCUAAUGGAUUGCUAGGUUUACGACUUAAAAAAAACCAAGGAUAGCCAAAGUAAAUUGACGCUGUCGACCACUGCCGAUCGAUCCCGCCGUCAGCCCAGGCGGGCUUAGCGUGUGAGCACAGCCUAACCUCUAUUCUAUUUAAUAAUCAUCAGAAUCUGAUCAUUCACCGUGCAACGCAGAGCUAGAGGCAGAGUGCCAGAGCAGAGCCAGCAUCACCGGAGCCAUCAUCUACGGUACCGGGACAAGAGUUACCCUCGUCCUUAGCGGGCUGAACAUGCAUCUUGUGGUAUUUUGAUCCAUGUCGGAAUUUGUUUAUGACUUCAGAGUUUGGAACGAAUGGAGAGAAUGAUAGAAUGAUCCGAAAUCAUCCGACCAUGAUAUACCGUAUUGAUGUUUAACAGUUUAGUUCAAACAAAGAGUACAGACCUAGUUAUAUCCUUGUCAUUUGUUUUGUUCCUCUUAGUCUUACAUGAGGACAAAAAUUAAGGAUUAGACUAUAUUUAUUCAGACUCGUUUUUUUUUUUUGGAUUUUUAGAGUCUACUUUGGUCUAUUCCCACACAAAGUUCAAAUCAAUGUCUCUAAUUCUGAAACCCAAAAUGGAUCCAAAUUCAAACCAGAAACCAGAUCUGCCUGCACUCCCAAAGAGUUUGAGUGGGCUUCUGAAUGCCAACAGUGGAACUAGCCGUGAAAUGGGUAGAAUUUUAGCCCACCAAACGAACAUACAGGACAGUCUGGCAGCUGGAUUUUCACCAAGCCAUGUUCAUAAGAGCGGAGGAAGGAAAAAGAGGAAACGCAUUGAAAUACCAAGAGGAAAUCUAGACGCUGCAUUGGCCUUGCUUAGAAAAGAAAUGGUUGGUCUUCGUCAGCUGGAUGUAUCUCUCUUGAGUGAGCUAUGGUCUUUAAAUGAAUCCAUCCAAGAUUAUAAGUCAGACAUGGAGAAGGUCGUUGAUAGCUCUUCGGAUCUGGACCCUGAUGACUCUCAGCUCAGCCAACUAUCGGCUCUAGAUGAAGAACAAAUGGAGGAUUAACUGUGGAUCUAGUCCCACUAUAAGCCUAGACCAAGAACCAAGAUGAAAUCUAACUUAUUAUGUUUGAUGAACAACCCAUGGAAAAACAAUUUAGACCCUUUGAUAUUUAUUGUGUGACUCUGUCUGUAACCAAUUUCAAAGCUUACAGAGAGAUGAAUAUGUUCUGGUCAAGUGUUUUUACUACCGAUAUUGAUAUUCAUGUCGGCACCAAAGAAUGGAAGUUGGAACCCAGAGAGUUUGCACCAAAGGAUGAAAACCAGAUAAAAAGUAUCCUUUUCAAGAGAACAGAAGAGGGUCUCCAUGAAUCACCUUCACAACAUUUUAUUGGUUAAUUCUGUAAUAUGUUGAUGAUUCUUACCUGAUUGCUAGCAAUCGGGAUCGACGGCUUUAGGUCCUCUCUGAGGGAUCUGCAGUGUAUGUGGAAUCUUACAUCACUAUUAAAUUGUGCAUAUUUGGGGAUCGUGUGUACUUUAAUUUGAUAGUGAUUUAUUAUGAAGUAGAACAGUUUUAUAGACCUAAUCAAGGCCUUGAGUCCUGGUAGACCUAGUCUUAAAGCCUAAUGUUCACAAUUUUGUGAAAGUGUCAUAAUUACAACGAUAGCUACUGUUUUGCAAUUUUGAAGUGGGAAAAUAAGAAUAAUAUGGUAUGGUUGAAUACUGAAUUUUUGUAGAAAUAUUCAUUGACAAAAAGAAUAAGAUUCAUGCAGACUGCUGCAAGUCAAAGGGAUUUGCUUAAAAUUUGAUUUUAUGCCUCAAGUGACGCAUGAAUGAAUUUUGCAUGCGGGCCUGAUGAAUAAAAAUCAAUUGUAGAAUAUAAGGAGAAAUGUCAACGUUGCACGCAUUUCAGAUUAAGCUUUUUGCUGUACAGUGUAUUCAAGAAUCAUUUAAUGUUUUGCAAAAUUUUGCAUGAAGUAAAGAGUAAAGUGGAGCGUUGUGGCCCAGUGGAUUAGUCUUCGGACUUUGAAACAGAGGGUCGUGGGUUCGAAUCCCAGCCAUGGCGUAAUUUCCUUCAGCAAGAAACUGAUCCACAGUGUGCUGCACUCAACCCAGGUGAGGUAAAUGGGUACCGGUAGGAAGUAAUUCCUUAAAAAGCUGUGUGCGCUAUGAACGCCUAGCUUAGCCGGGUAAUAUAGGAGCGCCUUGAGCACCUAACAAGGUGGAUAUGUGCGCAAUAUAAAUACCCUAUAUUAUUAUUAUUAUUAUUUAUGUCCAUGGCAGCCUAGUUUCACUGAAUGAAGUACUGAUUUUAUGAAACUUUGGUUGUGUGAUGGAAAACAUAGUUAAAGUAAUUCCACCUUGAGAUACGAGGCCACAACAGGUGCAUAUUUAUUUCAAUCACUGGUUGAAUUAAAGUUAAGAUAAAAAAUAUACUUUUUGGUCUAAACCAAUAUUGAGUAAAGAGGGAACUUUUACAUGUCAGAUGGGUUGAACAACACAAAAGUCUGUGCAAAGCUUACACAAUAUUUCCUUAAAACUUACCCAGCAUAAUGUAGUGUUAUACAACAAACAUCAAGUUCUUUCUAACUGCAUUGUAAAAUGUGUUGUUUCUUGAUGGUUCUUAUUAAUUUCUUAUUCAAUGUUUUUGUCCAACCUAAGAUUUAGGUUGAAAGGAUGAACAAAAGCUACAAGUUGUGAAUUAAUGGCAGUUAAUAAAAUAAUUUCCAUCAUUACCCCAAAUCUGAUUUUCUUUAUAUCCUUUGGCAAUUUAAGUAGAAUACAACUCGCUUGUUUCAUAUUAUCAUAGAUGGUCCCUCUCUCACCUUUUGUUCUCAGUGUGUGAAUAUGGAAUGUACAUUGUACUUUGUAGCUUCUUUCAUGUAGUAUGAUGAAAGCUAUCGACUGUACUCCUAGACAAUUUACUCUUGUAGAUGUGUAAAUAUGUAUAUUCUGUUUUCGUUUCUUGCCAGUGUAUCUACUGUACAUGUAUGUAAUCUGGUUGUGCAAGAAAAUAAGAUAAUCAUUGAUUUGUUAUGUAAAAAACAUUGGUAAACCUUGCUUUUAAAAUCAAAACUGUUGUGCCUUGCCAAGUGAUGGUAUUUUGUGAAAACAAAGUGUUUAGCAAAUCAUAAGGAAUAUGAUUAAGAGAAAAGAUCUGUGUACAGUCAGAAGCACAAAUAUUUAAAAUGUGAAUUAAAAAAAGAAGAUAGAAUGCUCAUUAAAGAGUUCAAGAAUAUCCAUUCUCAGGAAUUCAAGUGUGCAUUCUAUUGGCCAACAAUUUUUUUUGUUUUUCUGUAUCUUUUUUAAAAAGUACUUUACAAAAGUCUUCAACAGUAUUAUACAUUUGAUAAUCACUUGCCAUGGGGUGUUGUUUACGUGUAACACUGUUUUGUAACAAGUUUAUUGUUUGUUUACUUUCCUAUGUGUAGGUCAUUGUUUUAGUUUGAAAAGCUAUCUUUUGUAUCAUUUGAUUUCUAUCGAUCAGCCAUGCCAUUUCUUUGAGCAAUCUUACUGUGGAACCAUUUGUUAAAUAAUUAUAUGUACAUUAUUGGAAUGAGCCAACAUGAAAAUACUGUUCAGAUAUGCCAUUUGUUUGUCCAACUCAUUAAUAGAUGAAGCUUCUUGCCAAGUAUUGUGUAAUGUGGUAUUAUCAAGCAGAUUGCAAUAGGUGAGGUCAGUAAAUUUGAUUUCAGGAUUAAUUGGGAAGUUGGCAUCAGGAAGGAGAUAUGUAGAAAAACAGGAAAUGUGUCAUGUAAAUUGUGCAACGUCGCUCAUAUUUUGGCUCAAAAACAUGCCGGUACAGGGUAUUAUCUACAGUGACCAGGUGCCUUUUACACAAAGAUCUAUGUUGAUCUUACUACUUUACAUUUGAUUUGUUUUCUUGAUUGUGUUUAAUGAUCAGUGUAAUGAAGAUAAGCCUUGUAAAGACAAAUAAACCACCAAUGUAUUGGUAAUGGAUGUCAGAUCUCCUGAAUGCAUAAUAUUGAAUUUAUUUUGCAAUGUCUUUCAGAAAGAGUUUUGACUCGACAGAUUUUUGCAAGCAAUGUGUAUGCAAAAAAAUAGCUGUAUUGACUCACUGGGUGAAAAAAAAAAGAUUUGUCAUUUGUUGCGUGUCUGCAAAACUGUGUCUACAUGUAUGGUAUGCAUGACAGCCAUUCAUAAAAAAUAUUUUGGUUUAACUACAUGUAUGUAUAGUUUUAAUUAGGUUUAACAAGUAGCAUGAAAUUGGUACAAAUUGCAUUUUUCUGAACAUAGUGAAAUUCUUGUCCUUGCCUUGAUGGUCAAGAAAACUUUUCAUUGUUAUUUCCGUACAAGGAACUUUUAAAGCUGUAAUUUCCUGUAAAUACUAACUUGAAAAUAUAAAGUGGAAAGCACAUGCAGCAUAAUUACCAUACUGCCAUCAUUUUGUUAACUGAUAAACAUUAUAGUGAAAAUUAUAUCUUCAACUUUAAAACUGUUUUCUCUUGGCAAAACAUAUUUGUUAUGUUAUUAUUAACCCUAUUAGAUAUUUUUACAUACAUGUACACUCUUCAUCUCUUGGUACCUGAAUAUUUGGCAAGAUUAAUUUUCAUGAAUAACAAAUUAUCUUAAGUAUUUGUCUGUGACAAAGGUGGAAUUGACAUGUGCCCUUCUACGUGAAUUUUGAAGUUAUUUGUUACUUGGCUACAUGUAUGUGUAUGAGUUCUUUUGUUACACCAAACCGAUUUACCAUAAGUUAGAGGCAAUAAGAAAUGCCUUACUUUUUUCCCUAUCCGAGUCUCUUCCCCUCUCAAUGGUGGUAUUACCAACUUACAUGGUCUGGCCCUCUUCCUCCUUCACCCCCCCCCCUUUCACACCCACCCUCAGUCUAGUCAUCUCCUGAAACAAAAAAGGGAAUUUUGUGUUUUCUCAAUAAGAAAGAGUACCUUCCUAGCAUUAAUUUUAAUGUUUACAUUGUACUUUACACAUAAUUAUUAGCAAAAAUACAAAUGAUAUCAUUUAAGUGUUGAUGAAUACACCUUACAUAUUCAAAAGGCCUUUUGGGUUUUUGGUUUUGGCCAUCAAACGGGCAUUUUUUCCCAAACUGUUAUUCAAGAAAAGUGCAAGUGCCAUUUUUGUUACUGUGACUAUUAACACAUAAUGCAUAAAAUACAUGUAGCUUGGGAUGUGUUGUUUCAUGAAUGUGGUUAACACAUCAGAUAUCUGUCUCGGUCAUGUGGCUCAAUUACAUCCUGUCUGCAUACCAUUUGAGGUACAUGUAGGGGUUGCCAAUCGGGGCUUCAGGGGUCAUUAACUUGAUAGUAUUGUGCAUGCCCGUACAUGGAAGGAGAUAUCUCCUUGAUUAUAUCAAAAUAACUUUAUAUCAAAACAUUUAAUAGUAUCAAUAAGGAGUUUAAUGUCAAGUCACCAAUAGUUUGUAGCACAUACAUGUAUUGGCUGCCUCAAUGACCGGUUUGAAGAUUUGUUAGCACUAGUCUAGUGUGUCAUUGAAGCAAUGAUUCAUUACUUUGUAUCACAAUUGUGACAUGUUUAGUCAUCCUGACAUUCUUCAAAAUCAAGACAAAAUGUUGCAAUAUUAGAUUGGUAUUAAAGAAGGAAUAUUUGUUUA